GAUGUGUCGGGCCGUUACCCCGCCCCACGUGGUUUUCUUGCCUAUGAUACUUACCGUUUCUAUGACGCUUGCUUCCAGCCGUCGAUGAAAGAACGUUUAGUACACAGCAAUGGUCGACCAUAAACCUCUUCCUGAGCUCCCAAGUACAAGCAAGACUCCGAAUCUCGCUCGACUCUCAAUACAAGCACAGAAGCAUCGAGAAAGGUUCAUUCGAUUCGUCUUGUCCGAAUUGAACGAUGCAUGGAUUGAUAACAAUCUAGAAGAGUGGACUCGGGUGCUGGAAGAUGCUUUAGAUGAUCUAGCGAGCAGCAUGAGCCAGGGCAGGUGGUUGACCGGUAUUAAGAAGUAUAAAGCACUCAAGGAAAAGCAGUCGAAGAAGAAAAGAAAGCUGGACAAAAAGGUUGACCUGACAGAGAACUCAACUGGUCCUAGGAAGUCUACAGGUGCCGAUGGAAUAUUUGACAAUGGGUCGAAAAAGUCUGAGGUCCAAAUUUCCUCCUCGAACUCAGAACGGCUCGAACGACUUCGCCAAAUUGUCGCAGAACCGGACGUGCCCUCUCGUACGCCGAAAUCCAGGCAUUUACUGCUCUGCUUAGCGCCACUAGGGAGUCGAGUCGCAUUACCCGACGAAGAUUCUGGAUUCAAUCUGGUUCCGUCGACUCUUGGAUGUUCGUUCCGAAACAGUGUUUUCGUAUUGCCAGAAGGAGGUGAAGAAAUGGACGCAAUUUUGUAUGGAUUUCAUGAAUGGAAUACAUCCGUUGAGGAAAUGUCCACGCGCCCUGUGGGCGGCACGUUCACACUCAAAGGCGUACCUUCACUCCAGCAACAUCGUGCCUUGUCAAAGGCACUCAAACUCACCGUCUAUGUCCAUCUCUCACUUCUCCUUGAGCAACAGCUUCUGAUUGACUCUCAUGCUCACCUCACUUUUGCCCAACCUCGUGUACGAGUACAGGCAGGCACUCUUCAGCCUUCAGCUCUCCCUUCUCAUAACCAAAAUACUCCUACGAACGAUGCGGCAUCUAGUCAUAAACCCCGGAGCCUUAUCCCUAGCGGUAUCUUCUCGUUUUUUUCUAAACGGAGUCCUGGACGAACCUCAUCUCCACGAGAUGCGUCCUCUGUUCGUCCUUCAUCAGACUCGGUCCCGUUCCCUUCAAUAGAAGAAGUGCAGCCAGUCCGUUCUUCCAUGGACGAAAUGAACUCUGCAGCUCGACUUAGAAUGUUCUCAUUUUUGUCAUCAUCUGCCCCUGAGGCUGAACCCCAGAAAGGGCCGACAUCUACGCCCUUCUCUGACACGCUCGCUCGUAUAGAAGCUCAGAGGAAUGUGCUUUCUAGUUCUACCGGUGUUGUAUUCGAUCCUCCGAUGCUUCUAGUGCGGUUAGCGGAAAAGGAAAAAGCGCAUCGCGAGAAGGAGAUCUGUUUAACGGGUGACGAACGGGUUGCGUUGAACAGUUUACUCGGUUGGGGGACGGUCGAGUCUGAGGCUAAUCAGCUUGAUUUAGACAAAGACAAGCGGAACGAGAGCUGGAUAAAAAAAGGCAAAGGAAUGACGGGAAUAUGUGGAUUUGUCAAUCAGCAGGAAAUUUCGAUCCUAGUUUCAAGUCAUGUUCCUCUUGCCGGUGCUUGUGUUCCACAAGAAAUUGGACCCGAAGCAUCUAUGUCCGCGUCCACCUCAUCCGCUCCCUCCGUACCUCGAGAAGCAUCUUCUUCCUCCCAGGCCUCCCACUCUUCCGACUCUUCUUCAACCACGAAUAAACCUUCUCCAUUGAAAACAGCUCCCACUCACACAUCCUGCGAACAGCCUCAUUGGACAGUAUAUCGCUACUACGUUAAUUCAGAUUCCGGGACGCUGAACAAAGACCACGACAAAGACGAUGAUAAUAAUGCUCCUCCUGAAGAUAGCCCACGCUUGUGCGUAAACGACCGUGACCAGUGCUUAGGCGAAGUUAUUAAAUCCUGGAUAGAUGAAGCCGACGUUCCAUGUGAUCGUCUUCGUGCUGUAAGCACUAAUUCAGAACACCGCGGCGGAAUCGGGCUCAUGCAUGGAUUAGGAGGAUCUUCGACGACGACGACGGAGAAGCGGUGUGAGGUUCAGGUGGGGAAGCAUGAGAGGAGGUUCGUGCAUGGCGGAGUAAAAGUCAGCGCUAGUAUCGAAUGGCCUGCCGUCAAGAGCCUUGCCGCGACAAGCCUGGUUCUCCCCACUAUCGCUACUAGUGCGGGCGGCAGUGACGAAAGCAAUGUCGAUGAAAAGGAUCAAAGUCCAGAUGCGAGAGUGGUUUCUGUAUGGGAAAGUUGUUCGAUAUGCGGUGCGGAGACUAAGAAAAACGAGUUGAGCGAGGGAGCAUAUUUGUUCUCGUUUGCGAAGUACCUCGAACUUCUGAUCUAUUCACCACUUCUUUGCAAGCUCUCGCCGCGGUUAUGCGAACAUACAGACCCUUCUUCAACAUCCUCCUCCUCCACUUCGUCUACGAGAUCGAUUAGCUCGAAUUUACCUCCCCAGAGAUUCAACAUCAUCCGUCACUUUUCGGCUUCCUCGUCUGAAAAUGACGAAGGAGGUAGUAGUGGUGUUAGUAGUAACGAUGGAAAUAGGAGAGAAUAUACAGUAUCAUUCAAGAUUGAUCCUGUCAAGGAUAUAUUUGAGUUGCGUGUGCCGAGGUUGCAGAUUUCUAAUUGGCGAGUAGAAGGAGACAGUGACACGUUGGGAUUUGUCAGUACAUUGAACCACAAAGGAGAGAAGGAGCAUUAUGCAAGUAAGGAGGAUGAUCAGAAGAAAAAGUUGAGGAGGGAGAUUAAAGCUUGGUGGGAAGGUGUCGCCGAUCAUAUGGAUUUAUUAGAAGAGAAGUUUUCUGCCGAAGACCAAAUAGCGGUCAGAAAGGCAUUACCCAGAUUACCUUCUACGGAUGACGCAUACGAUUCGUUUGACGAUGACGAUUUUGGAGAACCGGAAGAAUAUCCGACGCCGAAACUCAAGAUUUCUGGCUUACCCGAAAGCUACACCCCAACUGUAGUCACUGCUACGAGUGAUUACUUCAAUAAGUCUAAGAAUCCAUCCUCCGUUUCGUCAGAUCCAUUUACACUCUCUGCCUCAUCCUCAACUGCACCUCUAUGUCAAAUACCCCCGCAACCACAUUCGUCUUCAGAUGACAUCUCACGAACCGCUUCUCCAAGUCCAGCCCCCUCGAAUCCACGACCACCUCUGAAUCAUGGAUCGUCAUCAUCGAGUUCUCAGCUAUCUACUACCCCUACAACCUCUUCUGCUUCCUCCGUACAUUCGGCAGACGCAGAAGGCUUGAAUCGUGACCCAAUGCAGCUUCUAUCCAACCUACGCCAGACCUUCCAUCGCAUUGAACAAACACUGUACACCCAACUGGCUAAAACUCCAGCUUCGUCAUUGAACGAAGUCCGCCGAGCUUUUCUAUCAGCUGCCAAGGGUGCAGAACGGAGGUUGACCGCGUGGCAGAAAAAGCAUCUCGGUGAAAAGAAGGGAAAGAAGAAGAACAAGGUUAAGAAUGGAGAGCGUUCGGACGAGCUAAACCCCUCUGAGAAAUUGCGUGCCGCUGAACCUGAGUGGUGGAAUCCGACAUGUCAUGUUGCGCCAGGAGGUAAUAUCAUCAUCCGGGAGGAUGAUUGGGGGAGUAUCAUCGCGUUCACCCUAAGCACACCGGAUUAUCAACGUGAACUAGCGUCAAUGUCCGUCGUGCGCCCCGCAUCUAACGCAGAUCCUCCAAAUACACCUAUUGCCCCCUCUACCUCUGCUUCAUCGUUCUUUUCCGCCGCUACUGCAAGUGGUUACAAGCUUUUCCGGACAUCCGCACUCGUCCAACCUGAUCCUGACCAAGAAGAUGUCAUUUGGCACGAACCAGAAGCGUAUUCGGCUGUUAUCUGCAGGAAAGACCACCCUCGAGAUCCUACUUCUAUACUGUCAAUCAGAGAAGUACUAAGGCAGAAAUCACCCGACUCUAAUCUCCUUUCGGCCUCGCGUUUUGCAAGCCUGGGAUCAGCGACGUCAAAGAAACUGAAUGGAGGCCGAGGCGAUCGUCCGUCGAUGUUGUCCAAUGGAGUGCCCCCCUCCGCCUGGGCUAAGCCUGAUGUUCAAGUCACCAAACAGGAAGCAGAGGGCGAAGUUGCUAGUGGACUGACACAUGGAAGGGAUGAUGUGCACCGGAUGCUACUUGAGUUUGAGAGCAUUGAGACAGAGGACACAGAGUCGCGUCCUAAUUCGUCCGUUGUCGGCAGCUAUAAUUCGAGUACCCUGGAUGCAUCAACCGUGAGGCCAGACCCACAUGCUCCACAAGGCGCGUUCGUUGCCGGUAACCAUGCAAAGACAAUUUCUCAAAACUCUCCUUCUCCAUCAGAUACAAUAUCUGCCCCCAACAGUAUUGCUUCUCCAGUUCCUGCCAAAUCUUCGCUUGACUCUUUCACGAAUGGUCUCACAAAUGCAAUGCGCCUUAUGCUUCCAACUCAAAUUCCUCGACCUUUGUCUGCAGGUUCCGACAGACACCAUGGGCUACUCACAGCGGCUGAAGUUAACGCUAUCGAUGAACGCCCUCAUAUCAAAUACGACUGGACUAUUGGAAAACGACUCAAGUUUAGUUGUAUGGUAUAUUACGCCAAGCAAUUUGACAGUCUCAGGAAACGUUGCGGCGUCGACUCGAUCUUUUUGGAGAGUCUCUCUAGGAGUGCAAACUGGUCUGCAGAAGGUGGCAAGAGUAAAUCUAACUUCUGGAAGACGGCAGACGAUAGAUUUAUCAUCAAGACUUUGGUUAAUGCGUGGAACGUAGCUGAUCUUCAAGUGCUCAUCGAGCUCAGCCCUUCAUACUUUCGAUACAUGGAUUCGACGGCCAGUAAAGCUACUGUGCUCGCCAAACUGAUAGGUUUCUAUACCAUCGAGAUCCGCAACUUGGAAACUGGGACUGUGCAGUCGAAAGCGGACCUGCUUGUGAUGGAGAAUCUAUUCUACGACCAGAAAAUUGACAAGACAUUCGAUCUCAAGGGCAUCCAAGGUCGGAAGGUAAAAUCUGGUAAUAACGUUACUGUCCAGACCUCCAAAACAUUAUUCGAUGGUGAAUGGAUCGAGGGCCUACAACAAACCUUGACGCUUGUCCGACCGCAUUCAAAAGCUGUUUUACGUGAAGCUAUCAGAAGCGACGCUGAAUUCCUUUCGAAGAGCAAUAUCAUGGAUUAUUCGCUCCUCUUAGGCAUUGACACAGAACACAAGCAGAUUGCUUGCGGUCUUGUUGAUACUAUAGGAAGCUAUACAUUUGCGAAAACAUUAGAGUAUAAAGCCAAGCAGGGGCUUAAUUCAGGAAAUGGGAAGGAAGUGACCGUGAUACCGCCAGCCGAAUAUCAAGAACGGUUUACAAACGCACUAGAGAGAUACUUCUUAGCGUGCCCGGAUAAAUGGUCGCGUUCUCUAGAUAGACGCAAGAUGAUUAGCAACCCCGAUCUGCUUCCCAGCGUUUUAUGAUUUGGGGCCCAGACGCUCACUUUGUCAUCUUUUUUUGCACGACGUUUCUUCAUGGCAACUGUAUAUUCAUCAGUAUAUGUAAUCCACAGAACUUUCGAUGUACCUACUAGCUAUACUACCCACGGCCCGGUUGUACUACUGUACGCAUGAUAUGAUAAUAUGUGACUUCGCGUUAAUUGGUCACC
Molecule: messenger RNA, 5649 nt
Organism: Lentinula edodes (shiitake mushroom)
Lineage: Eukaryota; Fungi; Basidiomycota; Agaricomycetes; Agaricales; Omphalotaceae
Exons: 9
Coding region: 110-5464 (1784 amino acids)
Biological process (GO): phosphatidylinositol phosphate biosynthetic process
Cellular component (GO): fungal-type vacuole membrane; endosome membrane
Molecular function (GO): 1-phosphatidylinositol-3-phosphate 5-kinase activity
Source: RefSeq, a predicted model, not a curated record